Messenger RNA from Cryptomeria japonica (Japanese cedar), 1278 nucleotides. RefSeq lists its product as uncharacterized. Gene Ontology annotation, molecular function: RNA-DNA hybrid ribonuclease activity; nucleic acid binding. The record is from RefSeq and is a predicted model, not a curated record. NCBI's taxonomy places the organism in Eukaryota, Viridiplantae, Streptophyta, Pinopsida, Cupressales, Cupressaceae. Bases 1 to 1278 code for a protein of 425 amino acids. The transcript has 2 exons.
AUGCCUCCACCUAAGAAUAUCUCUCAGCUUCGUAUCCUGCACAGGAAGAUCCAGGCCAUUCAUCAGUUUGUGGCACAAUUGGUUGAUCGUACUCUCCCUUUUAAACGAUUGCUAAAGAAAGAUACCCAUUUCAAAUGGAAUGAGGAAUGUCAAAAGGUAUUUGAUUCCAUCAAGGAUUACCUAGAUAAUCCUCCUAUCAUAAUGUCGGCUAUGUCUAAUAGAUCUUUCUUCCUGUAUAUUUCAGCCUCCUCUCAUGCUUUGGUGGCAUUAUUGGCCCAACGUGAUGAUGAAGGGUGGGAACGAGUAGUCUAUUACAUUAGUUUCACUUUAAUAGGUUAUGAAAGCCAAUAUUCUGCUAUGGAAAAAAAGUACUUAGCUCUUGUCUUCGCGACUCAAAAGAUGAGACACUACAUACUCUAUGCAGAAACACAGGUAAUUGCUAAGAAUGAUAACCUCAAGCACCUCUUUACGAAGUCUGAUCUCUUGGGAAGGCUGGCCAAGUGGGUGAUGUUGCUCUCUGAAUUUGACCUACACUUCAUAACUCAGAAGUCAAUCAAAGGGCAAGUCAUUGUUGAUCAGUUAGCUGACGCUCCCUCAAGCAAGUCUUUUCCCACCUUAGACCUCGUCCCCAACGAGGAUGUUCUGAUCAUUGACCAAGACUCUAUGUGGGACAUGUAUUUUGAUGGUUUGAGGUGUCAAAAUGGCUCAGGUGUAGGUGUGGUUUUCAUCUCACCCGAAGGAAAUCCAAUUCCUCUCUCUUUCCGUUUAGAAUUUCAUUGUACCAAUAACAUUGUUGAGUAUGAGGACCUAAUUGUAGGACUUUGUGUCGUAAUUGCCAUGGGAGUAAAGAACAUCCACAUCCAUGGAGAUUUUGAACUUAUUGUAAACCAAGUGACGAGUCCCUAUCGUGUUAAGAAGUUAAAGUUGUCUCAUUAUAACAAUUUGGCAUUGACCAUACUGAAGCAAUUCGCUACUUACAUGAUCAAUAGCAUCUCACAGAGGGAAAAUCCUCAUGCAGAUGCAAUGGCAAGUGCUGCUUCCCUUGUAGGCCCUGACUUUGGUCAGGAUGAAUACUGCUUUAUGGUCUCCUUAAAAGGGGUUAUUGAUGAUGAUUCCUCUCACACUCUUCAUUUAAAUCAGCUUGAAUUGUUGGAUGAGUGCCGCUUAAAGGCCCUUCAACAUCUUCAAGAUUAUCAAAAGUUUCUAUCCAAACAAUAUAACGAAAGUGUGCUACCUCGGACCUUUAAGAAAAGUGACCUUGUUCUUUAUGAGAACUAG